UGCUUUUAGGCUUUUUAGCUCACAUAUUUAGAUAUUAUUAUAUUAUAUUAAUAUUUUAUAGUAAGUCAACACGAUGCGGAGACGAGCAGGAGUGGGAGCCAUCCAAAAGCAAAAAUUGGAGCAAGAGAAAUACAGAGAGAAAGGGUCCGAAAUACAAGAGAAUCAGUUCCAGCAGAUGUCCAAACAACUAGAAGUGUUUAGGGAAAACUUAGAGGAAUUCGCGACGAAACAUAAGAGCGAGAUAAAGAAGAAUGCUCAGUUUCGUAGACAGUUCCAGGAAAUGUGCGCCGCCAUCGGUGUAGACCCUUUAGCUUCUGGAAAAGGGUUUUGGUCAGUUCUUGGCAUUGGCGACUUUUAUUACGAGCUAGGAGUCCAAAUAGUAGAAGUAUGCAUGGCAACAAACUACAAGAACGGUGGUCUGAUCACGCUUGAGGAGCUCCGAACGAGGCUGAUUGCAGCCAGGGGGAAAGCUAAGAAGCAUCAGGAUAUUACUAACGAAGACUUGUUAGCGGCUGUUAAAAAGUUAAAGAUAUUUGGGAAUGGGUUCACAGUAGUACCCAUAGGCAAGGGCAGAUGGCUGGUGCAGUCAGUUCCCGGAGAGCUGAACCUGGACCAAACGCUAGUCCUGCAGAAGGCCAGUGCCCUGGGCACGGCGUGGAUCUCCGCUAGCAUACUUACUGGGGAUUUAGGUUGGAACGAAACUCGAGCACAGAACGCGUUAAACCAUAUGGUGAAGGAGGGCCUUGCAUGGAUCGACACACAGGACAAGGAGAUGCUGUACUGGUUCCCUAGCAUGUUCUCAGAGUGUGUGGCGGCGCAAUAGUAGGUUAUUUGUCGCUUUUUCAUGAAAUAUUAGAGUUAUAUGUGUAACAAAGGGCUUUGCAAGGGUGACGAAUUGACGAUCAAUGAUAGAACAUGCCAAUCGAAAGUUUGGUUUGGUUAGUGUGAGUUGAUUAAUAAUAUAAAUAAAUAAAUAAAUGAAAUGUGUGAAAAUAGUCAUGUGAAGUUUUGUAGAAUCUACUGAAUAUAUUGAAGACGGGCGCGGCCACCAAGGACCUUCAACACUUUGGUGAACGAACAUAGAACGAACAAUCGUGCAUGACUUUAAGGCUGCUUUCAAGAAAAACGUCAAAAUAAUGUAAAAUUGAUAGUUUAGUCGGUGAAAUACUACACUUUCCGUUAUCUAAUAGAUAUAUUUAAUUCAAAUUUCAAUUAGAGCAUCUUAUUAUCUUGAUACUUAUCAGAUUGGAUUUUAGAAAAGUAACUCAUUAAAUUAAUUAUGAAUUUUUCUCUGAUGCACGUUUAGGAAAACCCGCGUAUAGUGCUGGAUUAGUCGAUCUUAUUUGUAAAAUUUGGACAAUUUGGAAUACUGAAACUGGUAAAUUUAUA
Leguminivora glycinivorella is the source of this 1389-nucleotide messenger RNA. It is a transcript of the gene lsn, whose product is annotated as vacuolar-sorting protein SNF8. NCBI's taxonomy places the organism in Eukaryota, Metazoa, Arthropoda, Insecta, Lepidoptera, Tortricidae. Gene Ontology annotation, cellular component: ESCRT II complex. Gene Ontology annotation, biological process: protein transport to vacuole involved in ubiquitin-dependent protein catabolic process via the multivesicular body sorting pathway. The transcript is spliced from 4 exons. Bases 74 to 823 code for a protein of 249 amino acids. The record is from RefSeq and is a predicted model, not a curated record.